Molecule: messenger RNA, 1107 nt
Organism: Aspergillus uvarum CBS 121591
Lineage: Eukaryota; Fungi; Ascomycota; Eurotiomycetes; Eurotiales; Aspergillaceae
Exons: 3
Coding region: 37-1107 (356 amino acids)
Source: RefSeq, a predicted model, not a curated record
UUUUCACCCCUUUACACCAUUCAGAAACUAAAAAUAAUGGGUGGUGCUGCCAGCUUGCAGGUGCCAUUCGCCUUCCCUCCCCAACAGCCCGGGGAACCUUCGACUCGCAAUUGGUAUCAAGAACUUCUGGACCAUCCCGAAUGUGCCAACAAUCCCGCCAAGAUACAAGAAGCCUACGAAUCCUUCCGAACCGCAAGCCUAGAGCGAUCGAUUGGCCUGCUUCACCCGUGUGGACGAGAUGGCAGCACCGACAGCCGUAAUAGUAGCCAUCUUGGCCCGCCAACGUCGCAGCGCAUCACUCCCGACAAAGCGCUCAUCCGCUACCUCAAGUGGCAGACCGAUGAGACCGACGGAGCCCAGGAGAUCGAGAAGCUUAGCAAACAAGAUGUGAAUUGCCUGGUUAUGUGGACGCGCCCCGACCAACUGAUUAUGCGCCUGCUCCUCGAUAUCCAGCACCGGUUGUCGCAAUGCGUAGGGCCUGACCUUCAUCUCACCCCGCAUACAUCCCUCCAUCUCUCCAUAAUCGAGCUCUCCCACCGCCACCCGAUCGCCCACCUCCGCGAGGUCUACGCCCACAUCGGCGAGUUGCAACUCAAGGCCCUCCUUGACACCCCCCGGAACGAGUACCACCAAGAACAGCGGCACAUCGCCCGCCUGGUCAAGCCGAAGCUCCUCUUCGACAAGCUCGGCGUGGCGAUCAGUUUUGUCCCCGCCACCGAUGACAACGAGGGCCCGUACACCUACCAUCAUCUCCGGAACCAGCUGCAUGCGAUGGCGCUGCAGACUGGGGUGAGCAUCGACACGUGCUAUACGGCGCCGAUUGCGCAUGUCACGCUCGGCCGGUUUGUGGGGACGGCGUUCUUCCAAGGAGGUGAGGCGGGGAUUGGGGAUGACCCGGGGAAGGUGGAAGAGCAGGGGAGGAGGGCGAUGGAGCGGUGGGUGGGUUUAAUCACGGAGAUUAAUGAGGACUUGGAACGGGAGUGUUGGGGGCAGGUGGUCUGGGAAGUUGGACGGCGGACGGCGUUGGAGGUUCAGCUGGGGUAUAUCAAGUUUGGGCGUGGGGUGGAGGAGGCUGAACUGGUUGGGAUACCGAUCGAGGAGGAGUGA